GCCAGUUGGGGGUUGUGAUUUGUGAACAAAUCCCCGAAGGAAAGAGAGAGCGAGUGAGCGAGCGAUGGAGCGAGAGAGAGUGUGUGUGAGAGAGAAACAGAGAGAGAGAGAGAGCGAGCGAGCUGGGGGGAGGCGAGCGAGCCAGUCAGCUCCUCCACCACAGGGACCAUCUCUCCACUUUGCUGACAUUAACCAGCCGCUUGAUGCCAUGUAAACUUACUCUGUUAGGAACUGUUAUCGCAGAUAGCUGCUUGAAGCGAAGCAGAUCCCCAUUGAACGAGAAGCGGCGAGGACUUCAGGGGCCCCAUCUCAGAAGCUUUGCCAGGAACCCAGCGGCAUCCCCCGACCGACUUAAAAGCAACGCUCAUCCAAGAAAAGUUUCUUCUAAAGGCUCAAAAAUAGUGUUUUCAAAACUGCUCCCCUGAGACAGCGUUGACGAUGACGAUGGAAGCAAAUUGAGAAACAAAUGGGAAUGGAAUUAAGCAAGUCGGGCUACCGUAUAAAAACGACUGUAAAGUUUUGAGCAACACAGCGGACUUUAUGUGUAUACAGUGUUUUAGAUUUAAAUUAAUAUGAGGAUUAACAGAUAUGUCAUCAUUUCUUUGUGUCUGAUUCAGAUUUUCUAUCGGUGCAAUUCCUGUAUAUCCAGAAUCUGACAUUUUAUGAACUAUUAAAGUAGUCGGAAAAGUCGAAAGAAAAAAUGUCCCAGAGAAUGAAAAAGUUCAGAAAGCGAAUUUCCUAAAAAGUUCGCCUCACAAAGGUUUGUAGUUCGGGUUGCCAAAGUGCUCCUUUUAUGUUAUAAAACUGGCACUGCGAGAACGAGAAAUUUGGGCUGUUUUAAAAAGCAGACAAUUCUGUAAAAACAGACGAAAGUUACUUAUAGAGCGACAGUCAUUGGAAUGGCCUCAUUGUGUUUGGAGCACAGCAAAUAAGGCGUACAUCAUCGGACAAUGAAUGACCCUACUUUGAAUAGGACCCUGAAGUAAAAAAAGGAAAGGAAAAUCGAAACAAUAAUUUUGUUAAAACGGUAUGGUGGGAAGCUCGUCCAACAACGGCGGCACGAGGAUGCUCUCCUCUCCUGGAGGCAGCGGCGACAGGCGAGUGGAGUUCGUGGCGUUGACGGCGGUCCAUACAGAAAGAAGCGAGCCGUCUUCUCCAGAGCGCGGUCAACACACCCGCACAGGUCUGCUUGGGACCCCUUUACCUACGCCCUCUGGAGGAAGGGCUGUAAACUCUGCAUCCAGUAAACGCUACCGUAGGAUCCAGAACUGCCUGUACAACGUACUGGAGCGACCCCGGGGCUGGGCGUUCAUCUACCAUGCAUUCAUAUUCCUUCUGGUCUUCAGCUGCCUUGUGCUUUCUGUCUUUUCUACCAUCCCAGACCACCAAAAAAUGGCCAAUGAGGGCCUCUUCAUUUUGGAGUUUGCCAUGAUAGUUGUGUUUGGACUGGAGUAUAUCAUCAGGAUCUGGUCAGCAGGAUGCUGCUGUCGUUAUCGUGGUUGGCAAGGGCGGCUCAGGUUUGCCAGAAAGCCAUUCUGUGUCAUAGAUUUCAUUGUUUUUGUGGCAUCGAUGGCCGUGAUUGCCGCUGGGACGCAGGGGAACAUCUUUGCCACCUCAGCACUGCGCAGCAUGCGUUUUCUUCAGAUCUUACGCAUGGUACGGAUGGACAGGAGGGGUGGCACAUGGAAGCUCCUCGGAUCUGUGGUAUAUGCACACAGUAAGGAGCUCAUCACAGCUUGGUACAUUGGAUUUCUGGUCCUCAUUUUUGCCUCUUUCCUGGUCUACUUGGCAGAAAAAGACGUCAACACUGAAUUUGCCACCUACGCUGACUCACUGUGGUGGGGGAUGAUUACUCUCACUACAAUUGGCUAUGGGGACAAGACUCCGAGAACCUGGUUAGGUCGUGUUCUGGCUGCAGGCUUUGCUUUCCUGGGUGUUUCAUUCUUUGCUCUUCCAGCGGGAAUUCUAGGUUCUGGCUUUGCCUUGAAAGUCCAGGAGCAGCAUCGACAGAAGCAUUUUGAAAAGAGGCGUGCCCCAGCUGCCAACCUCAUUCAGGCUGCUUGGCGACUCUAUUCAACUGAUGUGAACCACUCUUACCUGACAGCGACCUGGUAUUUCUAUGAUACCAUGCUACCAUCAUUCAGAGAGCUAUCUCUCUUGUUUAGCCACCUUCACCGCUCACGGGCCAGAGGUGUACGCAAUUUGGCCCUGAAGAAAUUUAAUGAAAACCCUGCUGUACAGAAUGGCGGCCUUCUGAUGGAACACAAGUCACAAGUUUCCCCUGACCUGCUAGGGGAGAGUCAGCUCUUUAAUGGUAAGCGGAGUUUCUUCUGGAUUCACGGCGGCCGCAAGCAGAGUGGGAAAAUUGGAUUUCGGGAACGGAUCAGAAUGAACAACUCACGGAGCCAAGGAUUCCAAAAAAAACCUCAUGUUGUUCCAACUGUCCGAAACUCACCCAGCACAGAGAAUGUUCCAGAAACAACCAGCCCAACCAAAGUACAAAAGAGCUGGAGUUUCAAUGACCGCACUCGAUUCCGUGCCUCACUGAGGCAUAAGCCUCGGCCAACUGUUGAGAGUGAGUUGGAAGGAGCAUCAGAAGAUGCAAACGAUGAGAAAACUACUCACUGUGACCUCACCAUGGAGGAAAUCAUGCCAGCGGUGAAGACAUUGAUAAGAGCAGUCAGGAUACUGAAGUUCUUGGUUGCAAAAAGGAAAUUCAAGGAGACCUUAAGACCAUAUGAUGUAAAGGAUGUAAUAGAACAGUAUUCGGCUGGACAUCUUGAUAUGUUGGGACGAGUAAAGAGUCUUCAGACCAGGGUGGAUCAGAUUGUAGGUCGUGGCUCCAUCCAGCCAGAAAAAAAGAUAAGAAGUGAGAAAGGAGAAAAAUCCCUCCCUGAUCUGGAUCCAGUGGAUGAAUUAAGUAUGAUGGGAAGAGUGGUAAAGGUAGAGAAGCAGGUGCAGUCUAUUGAGAACAAGUUGGAUUUGCUCCUCAACUUUUACACACACUGCCUUCGGAAGGGUUCUUCAUUCACUCUGGCAGCCAUGCAACUUCCCUUGAUAGAUCCAGAUUUGACUUCAGACUAUCAUAGUCCAGUGGACCAACGAGAACUCUUUCCUUCUGUCCAGACUCUCAACAUCUCACAUUCAGAGAGUGGCACCAUGGACUAAUUCCACUAAACUCAAUACAAAGAACUAUUACCAAGGCCUUUUAUUCUGCCUUUAAAGCAAAAUAUGGCAAAGAAGAACACAUGAUAUUCAAAGCAUCUGCCAUUAGCCAUGCUGACUUUGGCAUGGCCAAACAUCUAUAAUACUUGAACUCUCCCAAAAACAGCAAAACCUGCUUGAGGAGCUUAUUGCUUAAACAAGCAUUUCAUGAAUGUAAGAACCAUUACUUUUGUGAUACUGCCCCUUUAGCUUUUAUCCCUUUUUUAAAGGGAUUUAUGCAGCAGAAACUCCAAAACAGUGGCAGCAUGCAGAAAUGUCUUCCUUGCUCAUUGGAGCAACACAGUGAUUCUACAGAUGCAACACCAGAACAAAACUGUUUUGAGAACCAUUAUGCUGUGACCACUGGGUGAGCGAAGAGAUGGACAUGGAAUGGGGGGCUGCAAGUUCUAAAAGCAGCUUGCAUGCUGCAACUUUUUUAUUUUUUUGAUCAAAGUAGGCAAUAAUUAUACUGUUUAGUGGGAAUUGCACUUUUAGAAUAAUUUCUGGGUCAGUGUCCAGAGAUCUCAGAACUGGCUGAGAAAAAAACAAAAAGACAACAAAUUUAUAUUUUCUGUUGUUUACUCUGUUCCAAUGAAACUCAACUGCUGCCAGGGUGAUUACUGAUCUCUGAUGCCUUUCUUGUCUGCAAUUCAGGGUCUAUCUCCGUUUUUUGUACCUAACCUAUGCACAAACCUAUGUCUCUUAUCUUUAGGAGUAGAAUUAUUCAGGGUUUCAUUAAUAGUGUGAAAACAUAAUUUUGUUAUUUUUUUUUUCAUUGAUUUUGUGUCAUAAUUUCUUCUGCCUAAAACAAUGAGGCUCUGGUACAUAUUUUUGGGAUGGUCUUUCUUACAGGUCUCUCCAUGCAGUUCUUGUGUUUUUCACUUCAUGUCUGAAGUUCCUUCUUCUCCAUUCUAUUAUAAGGACUAUGA
Molecule: messenger RNA, 4133 nt
Organism: Erpetoichthys calabaricus (reedfish)
Lineage: Eukaryota; Metazoa; Chordata; Cladistia; Polypteriformes; Polypteridae
Product: potassium voltage-gated channel subfamily KQT member 4-like
Exons: 15
Coding region: 1030-3168 (712 amino acids)
Biological process (GO): potassium ion transport; transmembrane transport
Cellular component (GO): membrane
Molecular function (GO): voltage-gated potassium channel activity
Source: RefSeq, a predicted model, not a curated record